This is a messenger RNA of Ruditapes philippinarum (Manila clam), 2797 nucleotides long. Its product is annotated as dopamine beta-hydroxylase-like. The record is from RefSeq and is a predicted model, not a curated record. Gene Ontology annotation, molecular function: copper ion binding; dopamine beta-monooxygenase activity. Lineage: Eukaryota; Metazoa; Mollusca; Bivalvia; Venerida; Veneridae. Bases 160 to 1893 code for a protein of 577 amino acids. The transcript has 11 exons.
AGCAUGUAUCCUGUUUUAAAAUUGGAUAUUAUUUUCUUUUUAUUUCUUGAGUGUGAAUCCACCCGAGACUUUUAGGUAUAACACUAGAGCUAUUUCAAAGCAGACGGAAUUUAUGUUACGUUAAGCGUCUGAAAGGGAUUUUCCUAAAGAAAAGGAAAGAUGGUUGAUUUAAGACUGAGGCUUUUUGCUGCGAUAUGUGUGCUGUAUCAAGUACACAGCUACCCAAAUUUUCGAGAAAGAAUUCCGAAUGGUUUCAAUGUCACAAAUCCAUGCGACCCCGAUGGAAACUGGCUGGGUGUUGGUCAUGAAGCGAUAGGCGGCGGAGGCAAAAGGAAUCCAUUUGGACUUGAUUUUGCAGGUCAAGGUUACAUAUGGACAGACACAUUAUGUAGGAAAGAUUCGGAUGGCGAUGGCAGAACCAAUGGGGAGGAGCUUGGGGAUCCAAGCUGUGUUUGGAAUGAAGGCUCAGUUUCUCAAAGAGGUUCUGAUAUUUCCCAUCCAGGUAUCUGUGAGCCCGUGGGGAGUGAACAAUGCAUGGGUAAAAACACCUUCCUAGAAACGUGCUCGGAUAUGGACUUUAAAUGCGAUGGGAUCGAUAAUGACGCCGAAAGUUUCUCUGUCGAUGUCCUACUCUCAAGUUCCCCAGUUCCCGCCAAAAAGACAACUUAUAUGUGUCAAGCAAUUGACUUGAAGGAUGUUGGGGUCAAUAUGGAAAUGGACUACCAUCUGGUCGCUACGAAAGGCUACGUUGACACUUUGGAACUUUUACAUCACGUGCUGAUUUACGGAUGCAGUGACGAUGCAAAUAUCGAAGAAAAGCAACGGUCACCCACGGAAUGUUUCAUGAGUAGAAUCGAUGGCUGUGUGAACGUGAUAGGAAUCUGGACUGUCGGAAUAACUGGUUUCUGUUACCAAAAUGAUGCAGGCUUUAGGGUCGGCAAACAUGGCUUCAAGGUGGUUGUUUUAGAGCUACACUGGAAUAACGUAGAGGAGAAGAGCACAUUCGUUGACAGCUCAGGAAUAACACUUUUCCUCACACCAAAUUUAAGGUCUAACGAUGCCGGUAUGCUUACGAUUGGACAACUGGAGCUGAAUAUACCGCCAUACACGGCCCGCCACACCGAGAAGGGCACGUGUAGCUCUAAAUGCACGGAAAGGUUUAUGUCAGGCAAUAUCAAUAUCGUCGGAGCUAUGAAUCAUAUGCAUGGGAUCGGUACUGCGGUCACUUCAAACAUGGUGUCUGGAGACGGGAAAGUUACUAUCAUCUCACAUGAGGAAAGCUACGACUAUAAUUCCCCAAAGUUUGUCGUUUUCGAGCGCCCAUUGGUGAUGGAACCAGGUUAUAGCCUCGAGGUAAAAUGUCAUUAUGAUUCAUCAUUGAGAGGGGAGACAACUCGCUACGGGGAUUCUACUUCUGAAGAGAUGUGUUUCACCGUCAUCAUGUAUUACCCGGCGAACAACUGGGAGCAGGGAAAGGAUUGCAUUUCACACGGGGAAAUCGAAGCAUGCGAAGACGAUUGCGAUUACGAAUCUUUGGGGAACCAGUCACACCCAGACACCAUGAGAAGAAACGCCGCGCUGUAUACACAUUGUGAGCCAGGACAUUGUAAGGAAGGGUGUAUCGACGUCGUUCGUGAGAUUUUCCAAGAGCCAUGUUUUCAGGGGGUUCAUCUCAGGAAUUUAAAGAACUCAAUGAAUACUGAAGACCCUGAAACAAAACUUGCGAUCAUGGACUACUUUUACCGGCUAGACUCGUGCAACGCGGAACUCGCAUGGGAGGAGUGCAGAACAUGGUCCGAUGACGAUCCGCUUGUGAUGGGCGGGGCUUCCAGAAAUAGCUUCGCAUUGUUCGCCUUAAUAUGCAUUUUCACAAAUUUGAAAUCUGUAAUGUAGCAUCUUUUCAGAUACACAGUUUGAGAAUAGAUUGUUUUCUUUCAACCACAAGGUGGGAACUGUUUUCUAGUAGGUUAAUCUGCCAUGGUUUUUCUCUGACGACAGUGGCGCAGUUUGAGAAAAAACAAUGGUUUUCUAUUAACAAUAUAUGGUGCCCGAGUAAAAAAAAUGUCAUAUGUGAUAAUUAUAAAUCAAUAACAUAAUUAUUAAUCAAAAGAAAGAAUGAAGUGUAUAUUCCAAAUUUAAUUAAUUUAAGUUUGCCCGAAUGUUAUGUGAUUUGCGCCGGAAAAUACUAUAUGUUGAUUUAUUAAUAAGUGCCGCUUCUUCACAAAUAAGGUUAAAUAUACCAAAAUCAAUUUUAAUUUCAAAUGCUAAUUUUGUUAUGCGGUAAGACUGGUAAGUACAUGUAUUUUUACGUAACAGUUCCCAUACCACGUGUAAACCACGCAUACCACGUGUAAACUACGUAACGACGUGACGUGAAAUGUCAUUGUAGUUUUUAUCUUCAUACUAUAAACAGUCUGAGUUAUCCAGCUAGACUUUGCAUCCAUGGUUUGCUGUAAUUAUUCAUCUAUUAUUUACCCCCCCCCCCCCCCCACUUAACGUUUAUUGAACGCAUUCAUCUUUUAAUCUUGGCAAAACCAUUCGUCAUGUUUAGGUUUGGCGGAAGAAUUAAAAUUUGUACCUACGGAAAAGCCGACAGUACUGGGAUCAUAAUUAGUUGGAGCAGACGUGCUUGCUGAUCUUGGUCUGCACUGAUCGUAUAGGAAGAAUCAGUUACCGCUAGUAGGCUAUGAUUUCAACUGUUGAGCAAACGUUAGUGUACUGUUUAGUGUUAUAGACCAAACCUUGCACAUAAAAAUCAUGCUUAGCUAUUUUCUUUUGUAAUAAACUAUUCUUGUUA